This is a messenger RNA of Vitrella brassicaformis, 1651 nucleotides long. NCBI's taxonomy places the organism in Eukaryota, Vitrellaceae. The record is from the annotation of a GenBank genome assembly.
UGGAGAUUGACAGAAAUAAGCAUCUCCGUGUGCCUGAUGCGCAGCUGGCGCUCGAGGUGCUCAUCGAGAGCAAAAACCUCAAGUCCAUCUUCGCGGUAGGCCGAGAUCUCCCAUACUCAUCGCCAGAUGGCCAUCGAUGGAUCUCUCCGUGCCGUGCAAGUCAAGAAGGGCGAGAGCGAUGAGGUGUAUGAGGACCUAUACGACGUCAUCGACCGCGGAGGCUGCUGGCACCGCUGGACCAGCGUCUUCAACGUCGGCGAGCACUUCGGCUCCUGCAGCCUGCCCAUCGAGCUGGGCGAGGAGGAUCUCAAGAACGUCCCGCACAAGUCGCAGACCGAGGGCUGGCCCGAGGCGCUUCGCCAGUUCGCCUUCAUCGGCCACAGACUGACGACGCGCGAGGGCGUGGGGAUGGACCUCACACACAGCAUGGGGCAGUUCUACAUCCACGAGGGCGAGGCCAAGAAGCCCCUGGUGGUGUGGAGCCCUGAGGCGCUGGCGGGCCUGGGAUGGGUGGGGGCCACAUAUGACGAGAGCAACCCCGUGUGUUCAGGUGAGGGUGAGGGUGAGGGCGUUGGUGGUCGCUGACAUCUCAUCUUCUCUGUGUGUUUGUUUCUGUGGGUCAUUCAUUCGUUUGCGUCCUGGUUGCAGUAGCAGGUGACGAGUAUCUGUAUGGCUCGUUCCGUGGGCUGGUGCUAGCGAAGUGGGAAGGAAACCAAGUUGGCCCGGCCAUCAUGAUACCUUUGUUUGUGUCCGUCAGGGUGUUGGAGUGCCGUGUGGACUUCGGCUACAUCGACACGGCCUCCCUCGGCGACGACCCCCACCGCUACAAGGAGGCCAUGGAACUCACCCUGCCCGGCUGCCUCGGCAUCAAAUACACCGACAAGGAGGGCAAGGACGACGGCCGCAUCUUCGUCCUCACCGGCCACAAGGCCGUGGACAAGUGCGGCGCCUACCUGACCAUCAGCCGCAACAGCAGCAACGCAGAGGAGGUGACCAUCAGAUAUGGCUGUGUGGGGGCGGGGGCGGGCGGGGGAGAGGGGCGAGGCGGUGGUGGUGGUGGUGACGAUGACGAUAUGGAUGUGGACGACGAGGAGACGGGCAUGUGCGGGGUGGCCACACGAGCCAUGGGGGACAAGGCCUGGGUGCUGCUGGGCAAAGAAGAAUGAGAAUGACAACGCAAGCAUACACACAAGUACGCAACGCAGCGUGUGAGAUGGGCGGGGGCUGGGGGGGGGCUUCACGUGUGUAUUCUGUGUGGUGUGGUGUGGUGUGGUGUGUUGUGUGCGUUCUUGUUUCUCUCCCCGUCUUAUGUGUGCUGUGCUCUGUCAGAUAUUAGCUGAGAGGGUGGCGGGCUGGCUGUAGGUAGCACACAGCGGGGAGGGUGGUGGGUGAGGCCGGCGGUAGGUAGCAUUCAUGUGUGCGGUGCAUGUGUUCGUGGUGAGUUGCUGACGGACUUGCGGGGCGGCGAGUGAUCCGAUUCGAUUGGCCCCCUUCUCUAAUUAACCAGUGGAUGUGAUAUGUGUGAUGUAUGUGUGUCACUUGUGGCCAGCCAGCUUUGUUCAGCUCAUGCAUCGGCGCCAUUCACCACUCAACCAUGUAAGUAAACUAAUCCAUUGUCGCCCGAAAGACAAUUGGCAUGGCAAGCAUCGAC